Molecule: messenger RNA, 2158 nt
Organism: Symphalangus syndactylus (siamang)
Lineage: Eukaryota; Metazoa; Chordata; Mammalia; Primates; Hylobatidae
Gene: EIF3D
Product: eukaryotic translation initiation factor 3 subunit D
Biological process (GO): translational initiation
Cellular component (GO): cytoplasm; eukaryotic translation initiation factor 3 complex
Molecular function (GO): translation initiation factor activity
Source: RefSeq, a predicted model, not a curated record
CUCCCCGCCUCGAAGUUAGAUGGCUCGGCCGCCACGUUUCAGUGAUGAACGCCCUCUUUGGGCGUCCCCGGAUACCGCCUGACGUAGUACCAAUCCCACCCCUCGCGUCUCUGCCCCUCCGAAGCUAGAGGACGCCCGGCGAAACGCAGUAACGGAUUUCCGGGUGGGCCUUCGCUUUACGGCUCGUGAGUUCUUCCCCCCAACCCAGAGGAAGCGGGAGAGCAGUUUACGACAGCGCCGGUCGUGUUUACGGCGGCGUCCGCUGCGCGCGCAUCUUCCCUCUUUUCCUGGUUUCUCAGAGUGCUAUUGCUAACGCGGUGCCCGGCCCGCACCAUCUGUUGCCAUCCCGGCCGGCCGAGGCCGUUACAGGUUUUGGAAGAUGGCAAAGUUCAUGACACCCGUGAUCCAGGACAACCCCUCAGGCUGGGGUCCCUGUGCGGUUCCCGAACAGUUUCGGGAUAUGCCCUACCAGCCGUUCAGCAAAGGAGAUCGGCUAGGAAAGGUUGCAGACUGGACAGGAGCCACGUACCAAGAUAAGAGGUACACAAAUAAGUACUCUUCUCAGUUUGGUGGUGGGAGUCAAUAUGCCUAUUUCCAUGAGGAAGAUGAAAGUAGCUUCCAGCUGGUGGAUACAGCGCGCACACAGAAGACAGCCUACCAGCGGAAUCGGAUGAGAUUUGCCCAGAGGAACCUCCGCAGAGACAAAGAUCGUCGGAACAUGUUGCAGUUCAACCUGCAGAUCCUGCCUAAGAGUGCCAAACAGAAAGAGAGAGAACGCAUUCGACUGCAGAAAAAGUUCCAGAAACAAUUUGGGGUUAGGCAGAAAUGGGAUCAGAAAUCACAGAAACCCCGAGACUCUUCAGUUGAAGUUCGUAGUGACUGGGAGGUGAAAGAGGAAAUGGAUUUUCCUCAGUUGAUGAAGAUGCGCUACUUGGAAGUAUCAGAGCCACAGGACAUUGAGUGUUGUGGGGCCCUAGAAUACUACGACAAAGCCUUUGACCGCAUCACCACGAGGAGUGAGAAGCCACUGCGGAGCAUCAAGCGCAUCUUCCACACUGUCACCACCACAGAUGACCCUGUCAUCCGCAAGCUGGCAAAAACUCAGGGGAAUGUGUUUGCCACUGAUGCCAUCCUGGCCACGCUGAUGAGCUGUACCCGCUCAGUGUAUUCCUGGGAUAUUGUCGUCCAGAGAGUUGGGUCCAAACUCUUCUUUGACAAGAGAGACAACUCUGACUUUGACCUCCUGACAGUGAGUGAGACUGCCAAUGAGCCCCCUCAAGAUGAAGGUAAUUCCUUCAAUUCACCCCGCAACCUGGCCAUGGAGGCAACCUACAUCAACCACAAUUUCUCCCAGCAGUGCUUGAGAAUGGGGAAGGAAAGAUACAACUUCCCCAACCCAAACCCAUUUGUGGAGGACGACAUGGAUAAGAAUGAAAUCGCCUCUGUUGCGUACCGUUACCGCAGGUGGAAGCUUGGAGACGAUAUUGACCUUAUUGUCCGUUGUGAGCACGAUGGCGUCAUGACUGGAGCCAACGGGGAAGUGUCCUUCAUCAACAUCAAGACACUCAAUGAAUGGGAUUCCAGGCACUGUAACGGCGUUGACUGGCGUCAGAAGCUGGACUCUCAGCGAGGGGCCGUCAUUGCCACGGAGCUGAAGAACAACAGCUACAAGUUGGCCCGGUGGACCUGCUGUGCUUUGCUGGCUGGAUCUGAGUACCUCAAGCUUGGUUAUGUGUCUCGGUACCAUGUGAAAGACUCCUCACGCCACGUCAUCCUGGGCACCCAGCAGUUCAAGCCUAAUGAGUUUGCCAGCCAGAUCAACCUGAGCGUGGAGAAUGCCUGGGGCAUUUUACGCUGCGUCAUUGACAUCUGCAUGAAGCUGGAGGAGGGCAAAUACCUCAUCCUCAAGGACCCCAACAAGCAGGUCAUCCGUGUCUACAGCCUCCCUGAUGGCACCUUCAGCUCUGAUGAAGACGAGGAGGAAGAGGAGGAGGAAGAAGAGGAAGAAGAAGAGGAAGAAACUUAAACCAGUGAUGUGGAGCUGGAGUGUGUCCUUCCACCGAGACUACAAGGGCCUUUGAUGCUUAGUGGAAUGUGUGUCUAAAUUGCUCUCUGACAUUUAGCAGAUGAAAUAAAAUAUACAUCUGUUUAGUCUUUC